Aspergillus clavatus NRRL 1 is the source of this 861-nucleotide messenger RNA. Its product is annotated as enoyl-CoA hydratase/isomerase family protein. NCBI's taxonomy places the organism in Eukaryota, Fungi, Ascomycota, Eurotiomycetes, Eurotiales, Aspergillaceae. The record is from RefSeq and is a predicted model, not a curated record. The coding region runs from base 1 to 861 and encodes 286 amino acids. Gene Ontology annotation, molecular function: delta(3,5)-delta(2,4)-dienoyl-CoA isomerase activity. The transcript has 3 exons. Gene Ontology annotation, cellular component: mitochondrion.
AUGGCACAGUUCACCUACGAGUCAGUAAAAUACUUCAGUGUCCGGUUUCCGGCUGAAUAUCAAUAUGUCGCCCAUGUGGAGAUCAAUCGCCCAGACAAGAUGAAUGCCUUCUUUGAGGCGAUGUGGAUCGAGAUGGGCCAGCUCUUCGACCAACUCUCCCAGGACCCCUCAGUCCGGGCCAUCGUCCUCAGCGGCGCGGGCGACAAGGCCUUCACAACGGGCCUGGACGUAACCGCCGCGUCGGAAGGCCUCCUCUCAGACGAAAGCAACAACGGCCCACUCGAUCCCGCACGCAAGGCCGUCCACUUCCGCCGACACAUCGCCUCUUUCCAGGACUGCAUCACAGCCGUCGAGCGCUGCGAGAAGCCCGUCAUCGUCGCCAUGCACGGCUUCUCGCUCGGGCUGGCGGUGGACCUGUCCACGGCAGCGGACGUGCGCGUGUGCGCGCGCGACACCCGGUUCGCCGUGAAGGAGGUGGACAUCGGGCUGGCGGCGGACAUCGGCACGCUGAGCCGGCUGCCCAAGGCCGUGGGGAACUUUGGGUGGGUGAAGGAGGUGGCGUUGACGGCGAGGAUCUUCGGUGCGGAAGAGGCGCUGCGCGUCGGGCUCGUCAGCUCGGUGUAUGAGUCGAAGGCGGCGGCUGUGCAGGGGGCGCUGGCCAUGGGCAAGCUGAUCGCGUCGAAGAGCCCCGUCGCCGUGCAGGGCACGAAGGAAAUUCUGAAUUACUCGCGGGACCACUCCGUGCAGGAUGGUCUUCGAUAUACGGCUGUGUGGAAUAGUGCUGCGCUGCAGACCAAGGACAUCUCUGCAGCGUUGCUGUCGGGGCUGAAGAAGCGCACUCCUACUUUUGAGAAACUGUAA